AUGUCUUCCCGCUCGCGCGACCGCGGUACCACCGUCAUCUCGGCCGAAGAGCGCGCCAGACGCAUCACGGAGGCCAAGAGCAAGAUUCGCGAGAACGCGACCUUCACUCCGGCUCUUCUGGGCCGCAUCGAGUCUCGCAUCGACUCCAACGCCUUUCGUCGUUGCAUCUCGGACAACACCAUCUACCAGUCCCUCUGCAACUCGCUCAAGGACAAGAACGUCCCCGAGCGCGAACGUCGUCCCGAUCUCGUCGACUUUCUCGCCCUUGAGGCCAUCGUCGCCGUCAACUAUGACGGUGAGUACAACAAGGUCCUGAAGGACCUCUUCAUCCGCUGCAACACUGCCGCCUGGGUCGACAAGGCGGUUCUCGCGGCCAAUCAGGAGUGGUACCGCGAUAACCUCUCUGAUGCCCGCAAGUUCAUCAAGACUCUCAUCAACAAGGUUGACUCCCAACUCUUGGAGAUCAUCCUCGAGGACAUCGAUACUAGCUUCUGGCGUCAGACUCUCAACGACCAUGUACUCUACAAGAAGAUCCUUGAGAAGCUCAAGAACAACCGCGACCUCAGCCAGCGCGACGUUCUCACCGCUGUCGCCCUCAACGGCGGCAAGUACCCGACCGAGGUCUUCCGCCACCUCAUCGUCCACCAGAACUCCGCCAUGUGCCACUGGGGCAACAACGUCCAGGCCCAGCAUGCCCUUUACGAGGAUGACGAGUUCCAGGAUACUCGGGCUCAGAACACCGUUGUCAGCGACACUAUGGCCAACCUUGAGUCCUUCGCUGAUGCGAUGCAUGAUAAGGAUAAGAGUAAGGAGAUCCGAAAGAAGGUCCGCGAGCUGAAGGACAUUAUGAAAGGAGACCUCGGUCUUCUCCGUCACACCCUGGGUGGCCGCAUUCAGAAGAAUACUGGCGGAGGCGGAAGAGUCGCCAUCGGAGGCAUCGGCAACGAUCUUACUCGCCUUAACAGCCUUACCGGCGGAGGCGGUACCGCUGGUGUCCUUGCUGGAGGUGCUGGAGAUACUGGUGGUGUUGCUGGUGUCCAUAGUACUGGCGGUACUGGUGGUGUCGGCGGCGGUGGUGGUCACUUGGGUACCGUGGGUGACUUCCAGACUCAGCUUCGCCCUACUCAUCAGCGUCAUGACUCUGUCACCUCUUCUGCUGGCGGUCUCUUUGCCGGCCAGGAUGGAGCUACUCCCAGAGGUUACGAGACGCUCCAGAGCCAGGUGCAGGGCAACGGAAGCCUUGGUAUCGAGGGUGGUGGUAUGGGUGGCUUGGGCAGUGCUCGCCUUCAUGUUAAGAGAGAGGCCUUCAGCCCCGGCUCCGACUCUAGAGUUCCUGACCCCUUUAGCCCUUCUUAUUAG
Molecule: messenger RNA, 1359 nt
Organism: Colletotrichum paranaense
Lineage: Eukaryota; Fungi; Ascomycota; Sordariomycetes; Glomerellales; Glomerellaceae
Exons: 1
Coding region: 1-1359 (452 amino acids)
Source: RefSeq, a predicted model, not a curated record